Messenger RNA from Trichomonas vaginalis G3, 1056 nucleotides. RefSeq names its product epimerase-related family. The record is from RefSeq and is a predicted model, not a curated record. NCBI's taxonomy places the organism in Eukaryota, Parabasalia, Trichomonadida, Trichomonadidae. The transcript has a single exon. The coding region runs from base 1 to 1056 and encodes 351 amino acids.
AUGUCUGAGCAAAUCAGAGUUUGCAUUGGCGGUGGCGCAGGAUUCAUCGGUUCACACAUGGGCAUCUUCCUUCGUAAGAAAGGCUAUUGGGUUAGAUGCGUUGACUGGGCCGAAAACGAAUUUAUGAAGCCAGAAGAAUUUUGCGAUGAAUUCCUCCGUCUUGACCUUCGUACCUACGAAAACUGCCACAAGGCUUCAGAAGGAUGCCAGUGGGUCUUCAACUUUGCUGCAGAUAUGGGUGGUAUGGGCUUUAUUCAAUCAAACCACUCAGUUAUUCUCUACAAUAACUUAAUGAUCUCCUCCAAUAUGUUAGAGGCAGCCCGCCGUAACGGCGUUCAGCGCUUCUUCUACUCCUCUUCUGCAUGCGUUUAUCCAGAGUUCAAGCAGACAGAGAUUGACAACCCAGGACUUCCAGAAGACUGCGCUUGGCCAGCUAUGCCACAAGACGCUUACGGCUUAGAGAAAAUCACAACCGAAGAGCUUUGCAUGCACUAUGGCAAGGACUUCCCACAGAUGAAGACACGCGUUGCUCGUUUCCAUAACAUCUAUGGUCCACAGGGCACAUGGCGUGGUGGCCGUGAGAAAGCUCCAGCUGCUUUCUGCAGAAAGGCAAUUUGCGCUACAGAUAAGAUCGAAAUCUGGGGCGAUGGCAAGCAGACAAGAUCAUUCACAUACAUCGAUGACUGCCUCGAAGGCGUUUUCAGGCUCUUUAUGUCUGACUACGACAAGCCAGUCAAUAUCGGCUCUGAUGAAAUGGUUUCAAUGAACCAGUUAGUCGAUCUCGCCCUCUCAUUCGAGAACAAGCAGGUCAAGAAGGUCUACCUCGAAGGCCCAGAAGGUGUUCGCGGCCGCAACUCCGAUAACACCCUCAUCAAGAAGGUUCUUGGCUGGGCUCCACCAACACAGUUGAAGGAUGGCCUCAGAAAGACAUACGACUGGAUCAAGGGCCAAGUCGAAGAGUGCAAGAAGAAGGGUGAAGAUAUUUCUCAAUACACAACAUCCCACGUCGUUCAUCUCAAGGAUAUCCCAGAGAUUGGAUCCCUUCGUAACGAAUAA